AGCUGCUUCAGUGCCAAGCAGUGUGGCUCACGGGCGUGGGCCGCAGCGCUUCGGAGAAGGGAGGAGUAAGAGGAAGAGAGAGAGGAGGGAGAGGGAGGAUGGGCGGCCAAAGAAAGAUCCCACGCGGCUUGGCAGCGCCGCGCUCUGAUGACAUGUUGGUCCUUGGCACGGGGUGCGGUCUCGACCAGCGCUUUCGGUGAGCAGUGCGCGCUGCCGCAAAUGCUGCAGGCAGCGCAGCAGCGAGAAGUCCAGCUACGCACUGGUUCGAUGAAGCAGUGCUCGGCGUCCAUGAAGCAGCAUGCCGAGAUGACGCAAUGGGCCGCAGCACUCGAGUUGUUUGAGCAAGCGCUGCGGACGCAAAUAGAGCCGGAUACCAUAUUUUAUAACAGCGCCAUCAGCACUUGCGCAAAAGGCAGCCAGUGGCAGCAUGCGCUGCAGUUGUUCACCGAUAUGAGGUUGGCGAAAUUGGAGCGGGAUGUUUUUCAUAACGUUGCAAUCAGCGCUUGCGAGAAGAGCGGUCGCUGGCAGCAUGCGUUGCAGGUGCUAGGUACGAUCUCGCGAGGAAACGCAGAUGUGAUCAGCUACAGUACUGGAAUCAGUGCGUGCAGGAAAGGCUCGGAAUGGCAACAGGGGUUAGGGCUGUUCAACGAGAUGCGGGAACAGUCGAUAGAACUCAAUGUCAUCAGCUAUCCAGUUUCGCCUCUGCCCAUCUCCGCUACUACGCUUGGGGAAGCUGCGCAGCAACGGUGCAGCGGGGCACGGUCAUAGCAAUGUAUGCCUGUGGCGGGUAACAGCGCAAUAAGUGCGUGCGAGAAGGGCGGUCAGUGGCAUCAGGCGCUGUGGCUGCUCACCGAGGCGUGGCAGGCGAAGCUGCAGCGGCGCACCGUCACGUGCAACGCCGCCAUCAGCGCGUGCGAGAAGUGCGGCGAGUGGCAGCACGCGCUGCGCCUGCUCGGGCAGAUCCACCAGGCGAUGAUGGUGGUGCAAAAUGGCCCAUCGCCAGCUACAAUGCCGCGAUCAGCGCCUGCGAGAAGGGCGGGCAGUGGCUGCCGGCGCUGCGCCUUCUCGGCGAGCUGCGGCACAUGCGGCUGGAGCCGGCAGAGAUAUCUCUUCCCCUACAACGCUGCGAUAAGCGCCUGCGAGAAAGGCCAGGAGUGGUGGCAAGGCUUGUUCCUGCUUGGCGAGAUGCGGCAAGCGAAGAUUGAGGCGAGCAUCGUGAGCUACAGCGCUGCCAUCAGCGCGUGCGAGAAAGGUGAUCAGUGGCAGCAAGCACUACUGCUGCUCGCCGAGAUGCGGCAAGUGACAAGCGGCUCAAAUUCCAUCAGCUACAAUGCUGCAGCUAGCGCGUGUACAAAGUGUGGCGAGUGGGAACAGGCAGUGCUGGUGUUCACGGAGAUGUUGCGGACUCAAACUCCAGCAGAUGUUACAAGUUUUUCUGUUGCGAUCAGCGCGUGCGGAAAAGGGGGGGAAUGGAGGCACGCGUUGCACUUGUUCAGCGAAAUGCGGCGCGCAACAUUGCAGUAUGAUGUGUUUAGCUAUAGCGCUGCGAUUAGCGCAUGUGCGACAAAUGGGCAGUGGCAGCAAGCGAUGUGGUUGUUCAGCGAUUUGCGGCGAGCACGCUUGGAUCUAUGUACAAUCGAUUACAAUGUUGCCAUCAGUGCAUGCGAAAAGGGCAGCCAAUGGCAGCAGGCAUUAUGGUUUCUCAGCGGGUUGUCGUGGAUGCAAUUGGAACCAGAUGUUGUGAGCUACAAUUCUGCAAUCAGCUCGUGCGAGAAAUGUGGGAAAUGGCAGCAUGGGUUGCAUCUGCUCCAAGAGUUGCGUCAAGAGAAGAUGGAGCCAGACAUAAUCAGCUACAACGCUGCCAUCAGUGCAUGUCAAAAAGGUGGCCAGUGGCAGCACGCGAUGCAGCUGUUCAGCGAGUUGCGGCUGAAGCGUAUGGAUCCUGAUGCGACCACUUGCAGUGCCGCAAUCAGCGCAUGCGGAAAGGGUGCGUGGCAGCAAAGCUUGUCGUUGCUCAGGGAGGCGUGGCAGGUGAGAUGGCGGCCAGACGUCUCUAGCUACAACGCUGCAAUGAGCGCGUGCGACAAAAAUCACAUGUGGCCGCAGGCUUUGGGCGCGGUGGCGGAUCUCUGCUCGGCGAGCUGCGGGAGGCGGGCAUGGAGCUGGACGCGUUCAGCUACUGCGCGGGGAUCUCUGCGUGCGGGAACACGGGGAGUGGCAGCGGGCGGUGUCGCUGCUGGCCGAGCUACGGGAGGCAGAGCUGGAGGUAGACGUCAUCGUUCUCAACGCGGCACUGGGCGCGUGCGAGAGGGAGGAGCAGCCGCAGGUCGCGAUGUCGUUGCUCAACUCGUUCAGGUGGGCGAGACUGGAGCUGAACGCAAUGAGCUUCAAUUCUGUCAUCGGCGCAUGCGAGAAAGUUGGGCAGUGGCAACAAGCGUUGACGGUUUUUGGCGAAUUGUGGGGGUCGAUGUUGAUGCCAGAUCUCUUUAGCUUCAGCAACGCCAUCAGCGCAUGCAAAAAUGGCAAGCAAUGGCCGCAGGCGUCGCUUUUGUUUCGCAUGUUGGUGGAAACGAUGUUGGAGCCGGACGUGUUCAGCUACAAAAUGUUAAUUGGGCCCCACGAGAAAGGCGGGCAGUGCAAACGCGUGAUCUCCUCACUCAGCGCAACGUCCGUGAUAACGGAGCGUGGUCUUAGCCGGGAGGUUGUGCGCACUGCGCCCGAGAA
Molecule: messenger RNA, 2724 nt
Organism: Prorocentrum cordatum
Lineage: Eukaryota; Dinophyceae; Prorocentrales; Prorocentraceae
Source: the annotation of a GenBank genome assembly